Molecule: messenger RNA, 498 nt
Organism: Bipolaris zeicola 26-R-13
Lineage: Eukaryota; Fungi; Ascomycota; Dothideomycetes; Pleosporales; Pleosporaceae
Exons: 5
Coding region: 1-498 (165 amino acids)
Biological process (GO): proton motive force-driven ATP synthesis
Molecular function (GO): proton-transporting ATP synthase activity, rotational mechanism
Source: RefSeq, a predicted model, not a curated record
AUGAGCGCCCUCCGUAUCGCCAGAGCCGCCCUCCGCGCAAGGCCCGCUGCCAUCGCCCGCCCCAUCCAGCGAAGAGGCUACGCCGAGGUCGCCAACGACAAGAUCAAGCUCUCUCUAGCUCUCCCGCAUCAGUCCAUCUACAAGUCCCAGGAUGUUGUCCAGGUCAACCUCCCCGCAGAGACUGGUGAGAUGGGUGUUUUGGCCAACCACGUUGCCUCUAUCGAGCAGCUGAAGCCUGGUCUGGUUGAGAUUAUUGAGGAGCAGGGUGGCAACAAGCAGUUCUUCCUCUCUGGCGGUUUCGCCGUUGUCCAGCCCAACUCUGUUCUCAGCAUCAACGCCGUCGAGGGCUACGCUCUCGAGGACUUCAGCGCCGAGGCCGUCAGGAACCAGAUCGCAGAGGCACAGAAGAUUGCUAGCGGAAACGGCAGCGAGGCUGACAUUGCCGAGGCCAAGAUUGAGCUCGAGGUUCUCGAGAGCCUGCAGGCUGCGCUCAAGUAA